AACAACUCAAACAAGCAGCACGACACCGCUCAUAACCCAAACUUCAGAUCUGCACCGUAGCCAGUACUCAUUUGAGGUCUAUAUUUCUGGGAGACGCAUUUCCCCCCCACAUUCAAAAUGUCCGACGAUGGCGACGACUUCAUGCAAGAUUCAGAUGCGGAGGAAUAUGACUUCGAAUAUGAAGAUGAUGGAGAGGAAGAGGACGGGGAUGUCGAUAUCGAAAACAAAUAUUAUAAUGCGAAGCAGAUGAAAUCCGAAUAUCCCGCGGAGGCGAUAGAGGAAUUUCUGGAGGUGCCCAAGCUGGAGCAGGAGAAGGGCGAGUGGGGGUUUAAAGGACUUAAGCAGGCUAUCAAGCUGGAAUUUAAGACUGGGAAAUAUGACGAGGCCGUCGAGCACUACAAGGAGCUCCUCACAUACGUCAAAUCCGCCGUUACGAGGAAUUACUCCGAGAAAUCAAUAAAUAACAUGCUCGACUAUAUCGAGAAGGGAUCCGACGACCCGAAAGCUCGGAAAUGUAUGGAGGACUUCUACUCCCAGACGCUCGAAUCAUUCCAGAGCACCAACAACGAAAGGCUAUGGCUCAAGACAAAUAUCAAGCUCGCGAAGCUAUUCCUCGACCGGAAAGAUUACACAUCUCUCAUGAAGAAGGUGCGAGAGCUUCACAGGGCUUGUGAGAGGGAAGAUGGGACGGACGACCCGAAUAAGGGUACAUACUCGCUAGAAGUCUACGCAAUGGAGAUCCAGAUGUACGCAGAUACCAAGAAUAAUAAGCAGCUAAAGCGCCUGUACGAGAGAGCGCUCAAGGUGCGAUCAGCUGUUCCGCAUCCCAAGAUCAUGGGAAUCAUCCGAGAAUGCGGGGGGAAGAUGCACAUGAGCGAGGAGAACUGGAAGGACGCGCAGAGCGACUUCUUCGAGUCGUUCCGAAACUACGAUGAAGCCGGGUCUCUGCAGAGGAUCCAAGUUCUGAAAUAUCUCGUCCUCACGACCAUGCUGAUGAAGUCGGACAUCAACCCCUUCGAAUCGCAAGAGACCAAGCCGUACAAAGGCGAUGCGAGAAUCGCCGCCAUGACAGACUUGGUAGACGCCUACCAGCGGGACGACAUCCAAAAAUACGAAUCCGUCCUGCAAACCAACACCGACCUUCUCGCCGACCCCUUCAUCGCCGAAAACAUCGACGAAGUAACGCGCAACAUGCGCACCAAAGCAGUCCUCAAGCUCAUCGCGCCCUACACCCGCUUCCGCCUCUCCUUCAUCUCCAAACAACUCUCCAUCUCCAUCCCCGAAGUCCAAGACAUCCUCGGCUUCCUAAUCGUCGACAAGAAAGUGCGCGGCCGCAUCAACCAGCACGCGGGCACGAUGGAGAUCGACGACGCCACGGACGAGGAGCGCCUGCUCGCGAUGCAGAAAUGGAGCACAGCUGUCACGUCCCUGUACCAGACGGUGUUUAGGGACGGAGAGGGCUUCAAGGCGCCACAGAACGCGGAUAUGGGAUUAGCGGACGAUCAGGUGGAGAUGGUGCCGUCGGUGCUGGGGAGGGGGGCCGCGGUGAGGAACACGGGCCAGAAGAGGGGACCGGCGUUCCAGGGACGGGGGAAAGGAGGCGUUUUUGCAUGA
Messenger RNA from Pseudogymnoascus verrucosus, 1614 nucleotides. RefSeq lists its product as uncharacterized. Gene Ontology annotation, biological process: protein deneddylation. The transcript has 3 exons. Gene Ontology annotation, cellular component: COP9 signalosome. The record is from RefSeq and is a predicted model, not a curated record. Bases 118 to 1614 code for a protein of 498 amino acids. NCBI's taxonomy places the organism in Eukaryota, Fungi, Ascomycota, Leotiomycetes, Thelebolales, Thelebolaceae.